AUGACACUCUCCGGUCAAUAUGAAUCUUCCUCACGCGCCGACUUGCCUCUGGAGGAGGUCGAGAUCGACAUCGUCGGCGAGGACGAACCGGAGCCUGCGGGCCGUUACGCCGAGUUGGACUCCUCCGGGGCGGACUCCUCCGCGGAGAGCGAGAGCAGUUUCUGCUCCGGGAAGGCCGGUGGGGGGAGCCUGUUGAAGCCUCCUUACUCCUACAUCGCCCUCAUCACCAUGGCGAUCCUGCAGAGCCCCAUGAAGAAGCUCACCCUGAGCGGCAUCUGCGACUUCAUCAGCAACAAGUUCCCCUACUACCGGGACAAGUUCCCGGCUUGGCAGAACUCCAUCCGGCACAACCUGUCCCUCAACGACUGCUUCGUCAAGAUCCCCAGGGAGCCGGGAAACCCCGGGAAGGGCAACUACUGGUCCCUGGACCCGGCCUCGGAAGACAUGUUCGACAACGGCAGCUUCCUAAGGCGCAGGAAGCGAUUCAAGAGGAACCAGCCCGAGUUGGGGAAGGAUGGACUCGUGUUCUACUGCCGGCCUUUCGGGCAACCGUACCCGGUGCAGAGGCGCGUCAACCCGGCCGCGGUGAGCUACGCGCCCGUGCGGGACGGUGUCAUGAUGCCUCCGUCGUCCUAUCACUUGUUGCCGCAUUCUCGGAGUGACCGCACAGGACCCAGAGACUUGAGCACCACAGAAACGCCCGAGCCUACAAGCGCGCAGGCUAAGUGCGCCUUCAGCAUAGACUCCAUCAUGAGCAAACCGGCUCCCACCACUGGGGGUCCCCUACACCAGAACCCUCUCGCCUUCCCCAAUUUAGUGUUGAACCACGCGGCCUGCUUUGUCCCCACACUCCUGCAGAACCCCAGAACUCCUUUUGCGCCGCAUGCCAUGCUGAGUGCUUCCCCCCUAAUAACCGAACAACUAAGACGUUCCUAUUCACACUGCUGA
Messenger RNA from Phycodurus eques (leafy seadragon), 948 nucleotides. RefSeq names its product forkhead box D5 (gene foxd5). The coding region runs from base 1 to 948 and encodes 315 amino acids. The record is from RefSeq and is a predicted model, not a curated record. Gene Ontology annotation, biological process: anatomical structure morphogenesis; cell differentiation; regulation of transcription by RNA polymerase II. Gene Ontology annotation, molecular function: DNA-binding transcription factor activity, RNA polymerase II-specific; RNA polymerase II cis-regulatory region sequence-specific DNA binding. The transcript has a single exon. Lineage: Eukaryota; Metazoa; Chordata; Actinopteri; Syngnathiformes; Syngnathidae.